Molecule: messenger RNA, 1617 nt
Organism: Dictyostelium discoideum AX4
Lineage: Eukaryota; Evosea; Eumycetozoa; Dictyosteliales; Dictyosteliaceae
Product: C2H2-type zinc finger-containing protein
Exons: 4
Coding region: 1-1617 (538 amino acids)
Cellular component (GO): endosome; lysosome; membrane
Molecular function (GO): ubiquitin protein ligase activity
Source: RefSeq, a predicted model, not a curated record
AUGUCAAAUGUGGAAACUAAAACACCAAAUUGGAGAUUCAAUCCAAAAACUUCAGAACCUGAUAUAUCAGAAGAUGGACUAGAUAUUGUAGAUUCAGGUAAAAACAAGGCAUGGACAACAGCUAUAGCAUCAGAUAUAUCAAUAAAUAGACAAUCCAAUACAUUAUAUUAUUAUGAAAUUAGGGUUAAUUUUUGUAAUGUUUCAAAUUCAAUUAAAAUUGUAUUUGGUAUAAUGGGAGAGAAUUAUAUGACAAGGAUAUUAUCAAUAACACGUGGUUUAGUUGGUAGUUUAAAAGGGUCAUGUCCAUAUGGAUAUUAUCCAGAUUUUGGUAUUGGUACUCUAUGUUAUUUUGCAAAUGGUUCCAUUGUUAGGGAUGGUGUAUCGUUGGCUGAAAAAGCACAAAGUUAUACAACAAAUGAUCGAAUAGGAAUGUUGGUUGAUACUUGCAAUAAUUCAGUAGCAUUCUUUAAAAAUUCACAACUUCAAACUUCUUUUAUUAAUAUUUAUAAUAGUUUUCAAUCUUCAAAUAAUCGUCAACAACAACAACAACAACCAACUGUAAAUUCAAACAAUAACACCACCACUAGCACAACCACUACCACCACCACCACCACCACCACAAAUUCAACAUCAUCACCAUCAUCGUCUUUAGCAUCUUUAAACAAUAACAACAACAAUAAUAAUAAUAAUAAUAAUAAUAAUAAUAAUGAACCAAGUAAACCUCUUUUAAUUUUUCCUUCAGUUUCAUUAAUUAAAGAAAAUGCUAUUUCAAUCAUUGAUAAUCCAACUAUACCUACAUUUGACUAUGAGGAUAUUAUAGCUAGAACUAUGAAACAAAUGAAGUUGUCAGAACAAUCAAAAGCAGAUCCACCAAAAACAGCAACAACAACAACGACAACAACUACUGCAACUACAAAAACACCAGCAAAUACCCCAACACCCCCUAAACCAUUACCACCACCAACAGCAUCAUCAUCAUCACCACCAAAGAAAUCACCUGUAAAUAUUAGCAACACCACCACCACCACCACCACCACCAAUAAUAAUAAUAAUAAUAAUAGUAGUAAUCCUAAAACUCCAAAUGGAAAAGAAGGUGGAUUACCAGAUCUAAAUAAUAACUGCCCAGUUUGCGGUAUUUCAUUUAAAUCUAUUGGAAAGGAUUGGCCAUCAAUUAAUAAACAUAUCGAUGAAUGUUUAACCUUUAAUUUAUUGGAUAAAGAGACAUUAGAUCCAAAAGCCAAAUCAACAACUAUUAAAUGUCCUUACAGUGGAUGUAAAAAGUCAAUGACAACAGUAGAAUUUAUAAAUCAUUGUAAUGAAAAGCAUUUGCUAGACGAUGUUCAUAAUUAUAAGUGUCCUUUAUGUAAUGAAAAGUCACCAAAUUUAAUUAGCCAUCUAAGUAAAACACAUAUAAGGGUUCAACAAAAACAAGUUGGUGUUGGUUAUUCAACAAGUGUACUUGAAAAUGAUUUAAGUGAAGAUAUUGAAUGUCCAAUUUGUCUUGAAGAGUUCACAAAAGGUCAAAAUGUGGCCCGUUUAGAAUGUUGGUGCAUAUUUCAUACAAAUUGUAUUUCUGAAUAUUUAUUAAAAUCAAAGAAAUGCCCAGUCCAUAAUUAA